CAGGCCAGAAGAAGAAGAAGAAGAAGAAGCGCUUUUGGAUGCAUGUUGCUGCUUGUCUAGAGGCGCGUGGGAAACUUGAGCAUAUUAUGAUCUAGAAGCACAGAGAAUAACCGUAAACUCUUCAUUCAGCAGUUAUCAUAAGACUUGAACAAAAUGUCUGAUUCAGACUCGGAUAUGGAUUGGACCCAUUACAAAAACAUGAAAUAUCCGAAAAAAAGGGCGAUAUCCACGCGUCAGGUUUCAGAGAAGGAUUUAAGACUAUGGGACUCCAUUCCUGUGAAAGCCAAGAAAGAUUGCUCACAGCGGAUGAAAGUUUGUGUCUUCUGGUUUCCCCUCCUGCUGCAGCCGGAUCAUUCAGAAACCUACGACUGGGCAGUGGAAGUUGGUCUAAUCAACUCGAUGAACAGCGAGAAUCUCGACUUGGAUAACCUCCGCAAAAUCCAAGUAGUUGAAUCAAUCCUUUUAAGCCUGGAAAGGGGAAUCUUGGAGAAGGAUUCUUGCAGAUAUAUUUUCGGCUUAUGCAGCAUGUUGAAUCUGAGCUGCUCUCCUGAGAUCCUGGACAAAAUGAUCCGCUGGUUGGAGUUGAUGGGGGAUCAGUUCAAGCUGGUCCACCUGCGGUGCCUCGGAGGCUUUCCGAACUGCUGCGGCACCCUCGGCUUUAUCUUCUCAGAGUAUUCCAAGUUUGUUAAGGAAAUGAGUAACAACUUUGACAUCACAAUGAAUGCCCUGAUGGCUCCACCGGAUGAAUAUUCUGCAGAGCAAAGUGAAGCAAUGAAGAAGGUUGGAAAUCUAAAGUUUCAGGAGCAGCAGUAUAAAGAAGCUUUAAAGUUUUAUACAAGGGCUAUUAAGUUUUAUCCCGACAACCACAUACUUUAUGGAAACAGAGCCCUGUGCUACAUCAAGCAGAAGGAAUAUCUAAAAGCUGCAGGUGAUGGGAAACGAGCCAUUGUCAUCGAUCCACACUGGGCAAAGGGUCACUACCGAUACUGCGAGGCCUUGUUCUCCAUGGGACAGACAGAGUUAGCCCUUGAAGCCCACAGUAUUGCUAAGAAGCUGUGUAAAGGCAACCCAGAGGGACUCAGAGACCUGGAACAACAAUACCUAAAGUUUACAACGGAGUCUUUACCCGCUGAAGUGCCGCAGGCUCCUCAAACCUUUAGAGUCGGGCUGGUCAAGAAGAUCCAACAGCCGACAAAAACGGGCGGUAAAAGUCAUCCGGCAAGAAGCACAGCUGCUAAGGUCAUCGAGACGAAACUGGACAGAAAGACAGGCGUUUCGGAAGCAGAGGGAAGAUUGAAAGACUCUCCAUCAAAAAGUCAGAGAGAAGAGCUCAACAGCUCUGCAACGAACAAGUCAAAGAACAGAAGUGACCAGACGCAGAAAGCAAAGCAGAAGAUGCCUGACAACAAAGCAGAUUUGUGCAAAGAGUUGAGAUUUCUGGUGCAGGAGGCUCAAGCCGCCCUGUCCGACCUCCGCAGCCGCAACGCAGAGCAGGCCUUCAGCCAGGCCCUGGGCCUUCUGGAGGCUGCAACACCCAAGAAACUUGGACUUUCUACAUUGGAUCUGCUGUUAUUACUGUUUGGACGAGCGUCGGCGUUGACAGAAAUUGGACAGCCUGACGAGCUGGCAGAAGCGGAGAAACUCCUCGAGAGGAUGAGAUCGUUUGAGGAGCGGACGUUUCAGUGUCUGGUCUACUACGGCUUCGGCAGGGUGUUCCUCAGAGAAAACCGGUUUAAAGUCGCCAUGCAGCGGUUUUCAGAUUCCCUGCAGAUGGUGAAGAAUCGAAUAACGCCGGGGAAGCUGACCUGGCCGUUAACCAAAGAGAUUGUUAAAGAAACGCAGCUGGACGCCUUCAAGGAGAUGCUUGAGAAGGCUAUAGAGCUGUGCAAAUUUCCUCCUCCCCCUGACGCCGUUUGUCGUCUAGAAAAAUGUCUUUGCCCUCUAAAAGCUGAGAUCUACUUCACCGACCCGGAUUUUAAGGGCUACAUUCAGAUAUGCUGCUGUCAGAGCUGCAGGGUUGAGUUUCACAUCAACUGCUGGAAGAGCCUGAAGUCAACAAAGUUCUGUGAGAAGAACGAAAAGGAUAUCCUUAAUGAGGCGUGUUUGACUCCUGACUGUAUGGGUAAAAUCUGCAGUAUAAGAAUCGUUUGUCCCACAGGUUUGGUGAAAUGUAAGUUUGAAACGACAAUAACUAAACCAGAGAUGCCAAAGAAACCCAAGAUGAACCAGAAAGCCACAAGUGUAAAGAAGUUAAAGUCAAAGGAGGAUCAGAAGCAGAAGAGGAAAACCUACAAACAGACAUUUAAGGAUAAUCAGACCAACGGCGACGAUAUUAUGCAGAAGAAAGACAACCCAGGAGCACAGAGUCAACAAAAAGCCUGGUUGGUGUACAGAGAUCGAGUCCUGCUGCAGAUCAACCAGAACCUGGACCUUCUGAGGGAGGAGCAGGGCCUCCAGGUUUCUGCGCUGACCCACAGCCUGCAGCCCUGGUUGGAGCUGGACUGGUCGCGGGGGAACCUCAUCGCCGGCAGGCUGCUGAACUGGCAGCAGGAGCCGCUGGAGACUUUGGGCCAAGCUGUGGAGCUGCUGCUGGAGAGAAAGAACCGGGUCUGGGCGCGAGUUUUUAUUCAGCAACUAAGCAGUUGUGUGGGUAUAAACUCGAAGCUGAGCAAUUGGGCGUGUCAGCUCGACACUGCAGGUCUGAACGCGGCCCGGUCCUUCAUCGACCGGCACUCGGAACACCUGGAGCAGCUGGAUCUGGCUAUUCUGCUAAACUUUGACCCGUUAAAGGAAAUGAUUUUAGAAAAACUCGACACUAAACCGGAAUUUUUUUCAAGCCUGGGCUUGACUGUGACUGAGUAUUUAAAACAGGCUUCAGCCCAUGAUAUGAGGCUAUUUAUCUGGACUCUGGAGGAGCAUAGAGAGGACUAUGUUUCAUGUCACACUAUACUGGAUGAAUAUUUUGAUAUGAUGGAUGGACAUUGUUCUGUCUUAAAAAAGUCUGAAAAUGAACAUAAUUCACCUUCGAAGGCUAAGAAUCGAGGCAGGAAAAAGAAACGAAAGGGUGUUUCUGGUUUGUCUGGGAUGAGGCCGGUAACGCCGAGAGACGAGUGGGAUCAAGACUUUUUUGAAGACGACUCUUUAUCUUUUCUUCACCCUGGUGACCCGUUCAGUGUUCCCAGUCACCUCCGAGACCAGGUGGCGGAUUUUGAGGACCGAUACCACUACGGCAGAAGCAGAACUCCCUAUAGAAAGAUUUUAGAGAACCCUGAUCCCACUAAAGAAAGUUUGUAUGACUAUUUUGCUCAGAUCCUGGAGGAGCACGGCCCGCUGGCGGACGGGGACCGCCUGCUGGUGGGAGAGCUGGAAAACUUUCCCGCCGAGGCAAGAAGGAAGAUGGCGGAGGCGGGCGGUCUGGAGGCCUUCCUGCUGGAGUCGUGCCGCUUCAUCAAGCUGGGCAUGUGCAUCGGGCUGGCGCAGCACGCCGGCUCCCUGCAGCAGGCCGGACACGGAGCGAGCCUGGACGACCUGGAUGAAAUAGUCGAUACUCACUCUAAUAUGACAACACCUGACCUGUAUACGGCUGAAGAUUUCACAGACUGCCUGGACCGCUCCUCCCCGAUAUGCUCUGGAUCACUUCCUGUUCUCCCAAAUCCGUAUUUGUGCUCAGAAGGAGACGCCGUGUCCCAAUGGUAUGUUUCGAACUUUGACUUAUCGGCCCACUAUUUACCCAACGGUCACACGGAGCCAGAUCUGGACGCUCUGGACGAUAUUUAUGGGAAUUCGGAAACUAAUUCAGCAUCGCAUGGAAAUAUGUUACAUACUGAUGGAAAUUGCGGCAGUCGACACGCUGCAGUACAGACGCGUCGUGAGGCCACGAGUAGCGUUGCGGUGAACACCGAGCUUGAUGAACGUUUCGAGAGAUGCCAGGGUGACAUCAUCAAGCAGGAGAAGAGCAACAGGAAGCUGGAGCAGAAAAUAGCUAAAACUAAAACACGGGACAAACUCGAUCCAAAUCUCGGUGAAGUGAUAAUUUUAAUGGAAAAGGAAAUAAACGAGAUCACCACAAAUAUCCAGGUGACCAAUAAGGAGCUGGCGAUGUUCCAGCAGAAGCUGGAGGAGGAGGUGAAGAAGGACCAGAAGGAGAAGAAAGCCAACCAGGAGGAGCUGAAGUCCCUAAAGACUGAGAUGGAGCAGCUGGUGGAGGAACAGGGGAGCCUCUCCAGGACCAUCAGAGAGAGAAAGGCCAGCUACGCGGCCAAGUUCAACAAAUUAUUGGAAGGACUUACUGAAACCCCGACCUAUAAAUUCUCACCUAAUGCCUCCGAUUUCCUCAGUAAUCAGUCAGCGGCUGAGAAAAUGAGUUUGGAGGAUGAGAUCAGCCGAUCCAAGGCUCUGCUGGCCUCUGCUUCCAGGAGGUCUCACAAUGCUCAGCUGUCGGUGGUUGAAACCAGCAGAGAUCAGGGUUUGUACGGCCUCUACAGAGAGCUGGCCGAGACCAAGGCUUUGCUGAGCAAACUGGACGAGGCAGCGUACAGAACCCCAUGUGCGGAGCUGGAAGUGAAGAGGAACAACUGCAGGGCUAGGGUCGACGAAGUGGAGAAGAACAUAUCCAGUGCUGAGAGACGCUUCCAGGAGCAGCUGGACCAAGUGAAGGACAGACGGGUCUCUGAGCAGCGUCCGGUCGAUGGUGGUGCCGAGCCUGCAGCUGCAUCGCUUCCUGCAGCAGCCAAAGAUCUCCUCCCUCAGGCGUCGGCUCCGGCCGCCCGCAGCGACUCUCCUCCUCCUCCUGCAGCCGCGUCGCCGCUUCCCAAGCAGCACAAACCCGCCGCCCGGAGGCUGGAGCCGCAACACGUCACCGUGUUCGAGAAGGCCGUGGAGAGCCUAGCCGCCAUGUUUCCGGACUAUUCCAGGCACGAUCUGGUGAGGUUCAUUCAGGAGUUUCGUACAUCCAGAGCGGGAAGCCUGUACAACGUGUCGCUGCAGGACGUGGUGAGCGGAGUAGCGCAGCUCAUCCUCGACCAUCAGGAAAGACUGAACUCUGCCAGAGCCAACAUUUUGGGUCGAUCCAGUCCAGCCCAAGGUGCCGGCUCUCCUUCGGUGACCCAGAACCUUGUGUGGCAGCGGGUCACAGCCCAGAGAGUCAGCAAUCCCAACGCUCUGAACGUGGAGGACCCGUGCAUCAUCUGCCACGAAGACAUGGGCCCAGAGGACAUUUGCGUGCUCGAGUGCAGACACAGCUUCCACGAUGAGUGUAUCCGGUCGUGGCUGAAGGAGCAGAAUACGUGUCCCACCUGCAGAACCCACGCUCUUCUGUCUGAUGACUUCCCCGCUCUGUCCGGCAGGAGGCGCCAAGCCCCCUGAUGGCCCAAAACUUCACUGCCAACAUUUCUGCUUUUAAUCUUAUUUUUAAAAUUCUUUAAAUUCAAAAAUUGUAUCCGUUAUUUUUAUUUUUUUUCUUCUGCUUUUAGAGACUGUUUAAUAAGUUGAAGAAAUAAACAGCGUUCUGUUGGAACUCA
Molecule: messenger RNA, 5519 nt
Organism: Fundulus heteroclitus (mummichog)
Lineage: Eukaryota; Metazoa; Chordata; Actinopteri; Cyprinodontiformes; Fundulidae
Gene: ttc3
Product: tetratricopeptide repeat domain 3
Exons: 46
Coding region: 154-5364 (1736 amino acids)
Molecular function (GO): protein binding
Source: RefSeq, a predicted model, not a curated record